This is a messenger RNA of Diorhabda carinulata, 1010 nucleotides long. RefSeq lists its product as uncharacterized. Lineage: Eukaryota; Metazoa; Arthropoda; Insecta; Coleoptera; Chrysomelidae. Gene Ontology annotation, biological process: cilium assembly. Bases 52 to 843 code for a protein of 263 amino acids. The record is from RefSeq and is a predicted model, not a curated record. Gene Ontology annotation, cellular component: centriole; non-motile cilium. The transcript is spliced from 3 exons.
GUUGGUUAUGAAUUUAUAUACGUUAAAUAACUUUAAAAUUAAAUUUUGAAAAUGUCUUACAAAAUUGACCCUAGAGAGGUAUUAAUCUACCUAAACAAACUUGGAUACACAAAUAUAAGUGCUCAACAGUUAAAAGAAUUUAUUAUAGAUUUAAAGAAAAUAAUAAAAUAUGAACAAAGGAAACAUAAAACACUGGGGCACGAUUUUGGUAUAUCUGAUACUUACAAUUACAGUACGCCUAUAUAUCCUGAACCCAAAUUAAAACCUCAAAUGUAUCAAAAUAAUGAUAUUUUCGAAAUGCUUCAUAACCAUCCUACACAAGCAUCAAAAGCUAAAAUGGUUGAUAAAAUAAACGGACAAAUUGCAGUUCAUAUAACACAUGCAAAAAAGAAAAAUAUUGACCACGAACAUUGUGUCCAUUUAGAAACUGGUGUACAAUCAAACAUUUGUAAUUGUAGAAAACCUUCAGAAAAUGUACAAACUACAAGUAGUGAAAGAGUGAGUAAAGAAGAUAUACAAACUCAAACUGAUAGGUCAAAACAAAUGUCAGGAUCAUCAACAAAUAAAUCUAGACCCACUUCUAACGAGGCUUCCUCUGUUCCAAGUUCAAAAUUAAGAAAAUCUAAAACUGCAGUCCUGAAGAAUACAUCUUCUGUUAAAUCUUUGAAAAAAUCCGAUCCUGUGGCAUUAUACCAUCAGUAUCAACAAGAGUGGAAAAGUGUGAAAUUUCCAGGUGAAGACAACCACUUAGAUCUACGGUGGGCAGUUAGAGAAAAACUUAUAAAUGGACCUCCAGUAGAAAUACCUCUGAAGAAACGUAGUCAUAAGAAAAAUGUAUUUUAAUUUUAAGGUAUUUUGACGAUUUUUCUUAAAUAAAAGCAAACUAAUUUAAUGUAAAUAACCUUGUUACAUAUUGUAGUUUCAACAAGUUUUUAUAGUAAACUAUUCAGUUCUUUAAUUACAAAAAUAAACACAAAUUAUUGACAUAUGUAAAUAAAAAAUGUGUGGUU